CGAUCAUUAACUUCCUCAACAUGGUUUCCACACAGCAGUACAAACUCCAAAUAUCCACUCAUUGAAGCUCAGCACUAAAUAAUAUACCAUCCAGACUCUGCUUCAUCUAUUAUUUUUUCCAUAUCAACCUUUUACCUUCUACAUAGGUUGCUCAUCAUAGCAGUCAAGCCAAUUGUCUUUUGAAAAUGCAGCCUCUUGCCUUGUUCCUCAGCCUUGCAGUCAUCGCCUCGAACGUGGUAGCUCUCCCAGUCGCAUUUAGCAGUGAUGUAGUGGCCAUCAAAGACGCCCUUGACGCCCUCAAGACCGAGAAUCCCGGCACGACUUCUUCAGUUGAGGCAGUGCAAGCGAACGACUACCUAUCUGCUGCUUCAUGGGCCAAGCGCGAUGAUGCUACCGUCAACGGCCGAAGUGAUGUAGUGGCCAUCAAAGACGCCCUUGACGCCCUCAAGACCGAGAAUCCCGGCACGACUUCUUCAGUUGAGGCAGUGCAAGCGAACGACUACCUAUCUGCUGCUUCAUGGGCCAAGCGCGAUGAUGCUACCGUCGACGGAUUUCUUGAGUAGUCGAAGGCUAACCGCCGGGAGAUUACCCUGUUGGCUGAGAAGAUCCAGAUAUUUCAUUUACACAUUCCUUGGACUAGGGGCAUUGUCCAGACGUCAUAGCUGCCGGAUGAUCUGGAUUAUCGUACGCUUUGAACAAAGUGCUCUUCCAAUCGGAGCGAGGCUUUUUCAAUAAUGUUUCCUUGACAUUUACAUUCUCUUCGUUUCUUGACCCACGGGAGACUGUGAGGCUUUAAACUCUAAUUUGUUAGUUCUUGUAUACAAUCAUUAUGCGUAUUCGCCGCACUGUCACUACCAAGAAGAUCCCUGUUUCAAUACAAGCGUCCUAACCAUGACCUGAAACGACUAGGUUACUUGAAUGGGGUACAGCAAUAUAGGAUAACAGCCAAAAAACAUUCUGAUACGGAAUGAUAAAUGAGA
This is a messenger RNA of Truncatella angustata, 980 nucleotides long. RefSeq lists its product as uncharacterized. The record is from RefSeq and is a predicted model, not a curated record. The coding region runs from base 186 to 563 and encodes 125 amino acids. Lineage: Eukaryota; Fungi; Ascomycota; Sordariomycetes; Amphisphaeriales; Sporocadaceae. The transcript is spliced from 3 exons.